ACUGCUUGUAAACUCAUAUCAGAAACUCAACUCCUGGACGGGUUUGUAAAUAUCUACAUCAGGUUUCAUAAUGGUGUUCAUUGUUUCUAAAAAUUUUUUAUGGACACUGUCGACUAUCAUCUCUUUAAUGUUGUGUGUAAAAUCCACCACUGAAUCAACAGCAGCAGUUAGUCCAGUCUCUGACUGUCAACUUUAUCAUGACAUGUACAUCUGCACUGGUGCUCAGUACCGCAUGUACUGCAACACAACAGCGCAUACAUUCAAUUACCGAAAAUCUCAAUACCAAGACCAAUACCAAUGCAUCAAUAAUAACUGUAACUGCACUGGUAACAAGGACACCUGUACAUGCUCUAGUAGUACUCUGUCCUCCUGCUUCUGUGAGUCUUAUGGCAAUAGCAUCGCUCUCACUACAGCAGUUAGUCCAGUCUAUGACUGUGGGUGUUAUAAUGACACCUACAUCUGCACUGGUGAUCAGUACCACAUGUACUGUGACACAACAGUGAGUAAUUUUGACUACUGGAGAGAUAGUUACCAAAACCAAUACCAAUACAGAUGCUCCCAACACCAAAAGAACUGUAGUUGCAUUGGCAAUAAGGACAACUGUACAUGCUAUGGUACUACACUGUCCUCCUGCUUCUGUGAGAGUUAUAGCAAUAGCAUCGAUAACACUACAGCAGUUAGUCCACAUGGAGUCUAUGAAUGUGCACGUUAUAAUGACACCUACAUCUGCACUGGUGCUCAGUACCGCAUGUACUGCAACACAAGUCUACAUGAUUUCUACUACAGCAGAUAUGAGCACCAAUGCUGGAAUAAUAACUGUGACUGCCGUGGUAAUAAGAACACCUGUACAUGCUACUACAGUACCUCCUCAUGUUUCUGCCAGGACAGUAUCUCUACCAAAUCUCUCAGUCCCACUAUUACAGGUCUGAAUAUCAUACUGCUGAAAGACUACAUGGAUGACCAACUGAUGGAAAUACUGAAUGUUGUGGCUGUGAUCGUGGGGCUGGUGUUCCUCACUUUGGCCCUGUUGACUUUUGCUUUUUGUCGGUGGAGUCCUGGAGUGAACAAUGUGGCUCGGAUCAACAUCUGCUUGAGUCUGCUGUUGGCUCAUCUUCUGUUCUUACUCACACAACAGUUCCUGAACUACAUACACCCUAACCAGGUGUUGUGUGCUGUGAUAUCAGGCUUUCUGCACUUCCUCAUUCUCUCCUCUUUUUUGUGGAUGCUCAUUGAAACUGUGCUGCUUUUCAUCUGUGUGAAGAACCUAUCACAGAUCAGCUCCAAACAGAGGGAGGUGCUUAGCAGCAGAUUCAUGAUUGUGAUUGGAUAUGUGAUUGCUCUGGUGGGGGUGUCAGUUGGGCUGGUUCCUGAAGGCCACGGCAGUGAAAAAUGUUGGAUUAAAAGGGAGGAAAUAUUUAUCUGGAGUUUUCUGGGACCUGUUUGCAUCAUUCUAGCACUAAACACGAUUAUCUUCAUCAUCAUCAUCAUCAGUCUGAACUCAACUCUCACAAAACUGAAAGCUGAAGUUUCACAGAUGAAACAAACAAAAAUCCUGGUAUUUAAAACAGUGGCCCAGUUUGUGGUACUUGCUUGCCCCUGGAUUCUGGGUUUCUUCACUAAUAGAAGUAAGAUGGUGGAGAUUCUCUUUCUGAUCUUGAACUCCCAACAAGGAACCUUCAUCUUCCUGAUCCACUGUGUCCUUAAUAAUGAGAUCAGGCAGCAGUAUGUGGAGUGGUUGAGCGCUAUUGUCUCUGGACUCAAACCCAGAACCAUCAAAAGUGCCCCCCAAAAUUCACUGAACACUUCAGUGUCCAUGUACCAGAGAAUGAGAAGCACAGAAGUGCCGUUAAUAUAAAAGUGAUUCUAUCAUUAAUUGUAUCUUACAUGCUAUAGUCUCAGAUACAGAUUUCAACAAUCAAUAUACAACUAACAAGUUUUAUUCAAUAGCUAUAUACAUUUUAUAUUAACAUAAUAGCUACCUAUUUGUAACCUGUCCUGCUCGACCUGCUCCGAACGGGAUUCAAACCAGCAUCGCCAGCAUGGGCGUACAUGCUAAUCAAGGAGGCUAAAGGCUACAUCCUCUAACGUCAGUCGGUUGUGCGCCUCUUGAGGCCAGGAGAGUAUGGUUUACAUACUGCACAGCAUGUACCAGCUGGCUACCGUUACAUAUUAAUACUUACCUUUUUUAUUUCAUUUUAAUAAAAGUGGAUGGAUUGCAUAAUUAUGUAGACCCCUGUGUAACCAGUUGAUUUAUGCUUUUCCUAGUGUUGUAGACUAUACAUCAUUUAUAAUUAUACAGUAGCAACCUUUCUUAUUGAUGUCAAACUUUAAAUAAUAUCUAGCCUGGUAUUUCCUUAAAAUAAUUAUACAUUAUUGAAUUAAUGUGUUUCCCACACUCAGUUUUGUCAAACUGUACCACAAGCAUGCACAUCAACAGUAAUCCCAUUACAUGUAUUCCGUUUUAUUUUUAAAUGUUUGUAGUUUUUAAAUACAGAUAGUAAAAUAACAAAACAAAUAAUGACAAGAAAUAAAAAUGUAUGACUUAGCAAUACAAAUACAAAUUGCACAUGCAUUGAAUACUGUUUUUGUGAGGCCACUUCUCUGAGCAUUUAAGUGCAAUUAAUAGGAACAGAUUAUGUGAUCUACUGUAUUGUGGAAUGCUCAUAGCUUCUGUGCAAUGGUAAAUGUAUGAUUCGAUCAAGAAAUUACACAAAAAAUCUCGCCCCAAGUUUGAAACCUACACCAUAAUACAGAGGAAGGGAAAUAACCUACUACAUGUGAACGGUUGAUAUGGAAACUGAUGUGUGAUGUAAUGGAAAGUGGACAUUUAAAAGGGAGCUUUCACUGUGUUACACACUAUUUCCUCGUGCUGCUCUCUUUAUUUACAUACUGAGAAAUAUUUUGAAAGACAAAUUUUGACAUGGCCAAACUUUUGAUAGCAUGCAAUUCUUGUGUGCAAUUUAAA
Molecule: messenger RNA, 2965 nt
Organism: Myxocyprinus asiaticus (Chinese sucker)
Lineage: Eukaryota; Metazoa; Chordata; Actinopteri; Cypriniformes; Catostomidae
Product: adhesion G protein-coupled receptor E5-like
Exons: 11
Coding region: 71-1855 (594 amino acids)
Biological process (GO): cell surface receptor signaling pathway; adenylate cyclase-activating G protein-coupled receptor signaling pathway
Cellular component (GO): membrane
Molecular function (GO): G protein-coupled receptor activity
Source: RefSeq, a predicted model, not a curated record